ACUAUGGCGGAGUCGGCCGGAGCCUCCUCUUUUUUCCCCCUUGUUGUCCUCCUGCUCGCCGGCAGCGGCGGGUCCGGGCCCCGGGGAAUCCAGGCUCUGCUGUGUGCAUGCACCAGCUGCCUGCAGGCCAACUACACAUGUGAGACAGAUGGGGCCUGCAUGGUUUCCAUCUUCAACCUAGAUGGGAUGGAGCAUCAUGUGCGCACCUGCAUCCCCAAAGUGGAGCUGGUCCCUGCCGGGAAGCCCUUCUACUGUCUGAGCUCAGAGGAUCUUCGCAACACCCACUGCUGCUAUUCUGACUUCUGCAACAAGAUUGACCUCAGGGUGCCCAGUGGUCACCUCAAGGAGCCUGAGCACCCUUCCAUGUGGGGCCCUGUGGAGCUGGUAGGCAUCAUUGCCGGCCCAGUCUUCCUCCUGUUCCUCAUCAUCAUCAUUGUCUUCCUUGUCAUUAACUAUCAUCAGCGUGUCUAUCACAACCGCCAGAGACUGGACAUGGAAGAUCCUUCCUGUGAGAUGUGUCUCUCCAAAGACAAGACGCUCCAGGAUCUUGUCUACGAUCUCUCCACGUCAGGGUCUGGCUCAGGGUUACCCCUUUUUGUCCAGCGCACAGUGGCCCGAACUAUCGUUUUACAGGAGAUUAUUGGCAAGGGCCGGUUUGGGGAAGUGUGGCGUGGCCGCUGGAGGGGAGGUGAUGUGGCUGUGAAAAUUUUCUCUUCUCGUGAGGAACGAUCCUGGUUUCGGGAAGCAGAGAUAUAUCAGACAGUUAUGCUACGCCAUGAAAACAUCCUUGGAUUUAUUGCUGCCGAUAAUAAAGAUAAUGGCACCUGGACACAGCUAUGGCUUGUCUCUGACUAUCAUGAGCAUGGCUCCCUGUUUGAUUAUCUGAACCGCUACACAGUAACCAUUGAGGGUAUGAUUAAGCUGGCCCUGUCUGCAGCCAGUGGGCUGGCACACUUGCACAUGGAGAUCGUGGGCACUCAAGGGAAGCCUGGAAUUGCUCAUCGAGACUUAAAGUCAAAGAACAUCCUAGUGAAGAAAAAUGGCAUGUGUGCCAUCGCAGACCUGGGCCUGGCGGUCCGUCAUGAUGCAGUCACUGACACCAUUGACAUUGCCCCAAAUCAGAGGGUGGGAACAAAAAGGUACAUGGCUCCUGAAGUGCUCGAUGAAACCAUUAACAUGAAGCACUUCGACUCCUUUAAAUGCGCUGACAUCUACGCCCUUGGCCUGGUGUACUGGGAGAUCGCAAGAAGAUGCAAUUCUGGAGGAGUCCAUGAAGACUAUCAGCUGCCAUAUUACGACUUAGUGCCCUCUGACCCUUCCAUUGAGGAAAUGCGAAAGGUCGUCUGUGACCAGAAGCUCCGCCCCAACAUCCCCAACUGGUGGCAGAGUUAUGAGGCUUUACGGGUGAUGGGGAAGAUGAUGCGAGAGUGCUGGUAUGCCAAUGGCGCAGCCCGCCUGACUGCGUUGCGCAUCAAGAAGACCCUCUCACAGCUCAGCGUGCAGGAAGAUGUGAAGAUCUAACCUGCUUCUGACCGCUACACGCAACCUGGGCAGCGAGGACAACACACAGCUGCUGUGUUGAACGUACGGUGGAGGUCUACCUCUCGUUUCUGCCCAGCCCUCUGUGACCAGAGCCCUGGUCUGCAAGAGGGACAGAGCCCGGGAGACUCGCUCACUCCCAUGUUGGGUUUGAGACACAGACACCUUUUAUACUUACCUCCUGAUGGCAUGGAGACUCUGAGAGCAAAUUGUGUGAACUCAAUGCCACAACUUGAACUGAUUGCAGUGGGAAGUCCACAAAACCCGGUGCAUCUGACACAUAGCCAGGAGUGGUGAAAGGAUGGCCUGGGAGGGGCCAGAAGGAGCCACAUGUGGCAAGUGCUAAGCAGCACUGUGGGUUUUCCUCCAGGGACCAGCCGGCAGUGUGCCAAAGUGUCCAGGGGAACCGGAAGUACAGCCCCUCUCACAGGCAGCUCUGAGCCACGCACUCCCCUCCUCACACAGAUGUCUGGAGGGACUGCCAGUGGAGACACCUGCUGCCUGUUUGUCCAGCCGUGUGUGCAUGUGCCGAGGUGCGUCCCCGUUGUGCCUGGUCUGUGCCACGCCCUUACACGUGUGUGUAUGUGUGUGUCUGUAAGUGCGCACUUACCUGCUUGAGCUUUCUGUGCAUGUGCAGGCCAGGGGUGUGGUUGUGAUGCCGUCUCUGCGUGCUGGUGCCUCUGUUCAUAGUGAGCAACAUCUAGUUUCCCUGGUGCCCUUCCUGGAGGUCCCCUUCCCCCAAUCCCCUGCCACGGUUGUCCUCCCUUUCCAGCAGGCUGCUCUGCCCGUCCCAUGUUAGCAUGGCUCUCCUCCUUUAUUUCAGACUGGAACCAAAGCUGGCCCAGCUGUCCAUGACAGGACAGGCUUUUGGGUCAAAAUGUGAGGGGGAGAGGGAUGGGCAGGAAAAAUCUUGGCGGAAGUCUUGGGUGUUGUGGUCAGCAUCAAGGAAGGGCCAAGGAAUCUGAAGCCAGAUCUUGGGACUGAGAUAGGAAUGUCACAUCUGUCUGUCCUAUCCCAGAUCCUGCAGA
Messenger RNA from Castor canadensis (American beaver), 2567 nucleotides. RefSeq names its product activin A receptor type 1B (gene Acvr1b). Gene Ontology annotation, biological process: cellular response to growth factor stimulus; cell surface receptor protein serine/threonine kinase signaling pathway; protein phosphorylation. The record is from RefSeq and is a predicted model, not a curated record. Gene Ontology annotation, cellular component: signaling receptor complex; plasma membrane. Gene Ontology annotation, molecular function: transmembrane receptor protein serine/threonine kinase activity; ATP binding. NCBI's taxonomy places the organism in Eukaryota, Metazoa, Chordata, Mammalia, Rodentia, Castoridae.